Messenger RNA from Aspergillus ruber CBS 135680, 691 nucleotides. RefSeq lists its product as uncharacterized. The coding region runs from base 189 to 551 and encodes 120 amino acids. The record is from RefSeq and is a predicted model, not a curated record. The transcript is spliced from 2 exons. Lineage: Eukaryota; Fungi; Ascomycota; Eurotiomycetes; Eurotiales; Aspergillaceae.
CCAGCAAAUAUAGUCAUCUUGAUAAUGACAAACCACCCCGAGAUUUAAAGCGCCAACGCCGCGAGAAUUGGCCGGAGCUGGAGAAUGCCUUAUAUGAUUGGACAACACGUGUUGAAGGACAGAUAUCUGUAUCUGCAGAGAUCAUACGGCAUAAAGCAGAGAUCUUUUGGGAUUCCAUUUAUCCUGGAAUGGAGAAGCCUACAUUCAGCAAUGGCUGGCUCCAUCGGUUCCAAGCCCGGAGAACUAUCAAAUGGCGUGAGCAGCAUGGAGAAGCUGGUGGUGUCCCAGAGCAGGCAGAGCAAGAAAUGGUGAUGAUUCGGCAGGCUCUGGGUGCUUAUAGCCUCAAGGAUCAGUUUAAUUGUGAUGAAACAGCACUUCUUUGGAAGCAAACUCCAGCCCGAAGCCUCUCAACACGGCAGCUUCCUGGUCGGAAAAGGAGAAAGCAAGGAUCUCUGCUCUAUUCUGCUGCAAUGCAGAUGUCACUGAGAAACUGGAACCAUGGUUUAUUGGAACUGCUCGGAAUCCACAUGCUUUUAGAGCUGCAGGCAUAAAUAUUCGGGAUUUCAAUUUAAUCUGGCGGAGUAAUCAAAAGGCCUGGAUGACUACCCAAAUAUUCAUUGAGUUUCUUCGCUGGUUUGAUCAGCAGCAGAUAUACUAGCAAGUCAACAACCGCUUCAAAAUACACUUAUUA